GUGAGGAAGGUUGAGAGGGAGCAUCUAGCGGCGGCCCUGGCAACCUUCCACUCCCACUUCUCCCUCACCACAACAAGAGGACGCCUCAUCCUCGCCCUCAUUUACCCCUCAUCUUCCCCGACGUGAGAGUGAGGAAGAUGACUUGGCUGUGGGGGUGUGUGGUGGGGCCCAGGCUCUACAAGAUCUAUGGCCACAUAUCCCACCAGGUUGAGACUAGGGUGUAUGUUCCUAAUGUAUUGGAGAAGAUUGGUAACAAAAUCUUCCAAGGGCUGAACAUCUUGUACAAUAUUGGGCUGUACACAUCACCAUUCCUAGCGUUGUCUUUGUACCGUUGGGAGCACUUCACCUUGGUGUCUGCAAUAAAAUUUGGAACAGGUCUGGGGUUGUUGUUGAUAGUGUCCCUGGUGUUUAGAGGCAUCGGUCGCUGGUUUAACCCAACCUACACAACUUUCUUAAGCAUCUUGACCAAGGCCCAGCAGAACAGUCCAACAGAGAAGGUGAUGGAACCUCUGCGAGAGUACGAAUUUGAUUUCUCAGCAUGGCCUGUUAACUUUGACUGGACUGAGGCAGAAACGUAUGAGCGCAAACCCCGUGUAUAUGUGGAUAGAGGUUUGUCACGCAGAAAGGGUGGGAUCAUCAGCCAAGCUGUAAUGAUGCCAUGCCAGUUUGUGGCAUGGGUUGUCACUGUCCUGAUUGGCAAAAAGAUGGUUUACCCUGGUUCUAUACAGUUGCUACAGAUUGCUGUUGAUCAGUACCUGCUCCAAGGAAGAGAGAAGUUAAUAAAGGAACAAAAUGGACUUCGCAACAAAGUCACUACUCGGGAUGGAAACAGCAUUGACACAAUGCUGGUGGACAGGCGAGGAAAAAAACAGUAUCCGAAUGGAAAUACACUAGUGGUAUGCUGUGAGGGUAAUGCUGGUUUCUAUGAGGUUGGAAUCAUGACAACUCCAUUAGAGGCUGGGUUCUCCACUCUAGGAUGGAACCACCCAGGAUUUGCUGCCAGCACUGGGUCACCAUACCCAAGCCAAGAGCAAAAUGCAGUAGAUGCUGUAAUGCAGUUUGCAAUCCAUGGAUUGGGCUUUCGAGAGGAGGAAAUAAUUAUUUACGGUUGGAGCAUUGGAGGGUAUGCCAGCACCUGGGCUGCUAUGAAUUAUCCUCAGAUUCGUGGGCUUAUCCUCGAUGCUACUUUUGAUGAUAUUCUUCCCCUUGCUCUUCCUCGGAUGCCAGCUUGCAUGGGCACCAUUGUAACUCUUGCUAUUCGCAACCACAUAAAUCUCAACCCAGGAGAUCAGCUCUCCCUCUACUAUGGUCCUGUCACCCUCAUUCGACGUACUAAGGAUGAAAUAAUUACCACGGAUGAGACUCAGCUUCGAUGCAACCGAAGCAAUGACUUGGUAAUGAAGUUAAUGCGGACUAGGUACCCAGAGCUGUUGUGCACCCAGUCCACUGAGGUACUCCUUCAAUGGCUGUCUGAAGAGCCUCCUCUACAAGGAGCUAUCAUGGGGGAGUGGGGAGUUGAUGGGGACUUGUGCUCCACACUCCUGGCCACAUACAUCACAGAGCAUGGCCAGUUGUACCCAUCCACGAUUGGUGAGGACAUGACUGCCAAUGACAAGACAAAAUUGGUCUUAUAUCUUGCUAGCAAGUACCUAUUAGAUUUCAAUAGUCCUCAUAACAACCCUCUAGACUCGUGCUACUUCCGUAAACCAUGGCUGCCACUUACCGAUUCCUCUUACGUCCAGGUUGACUGAAGGACUUGAAGUUAAAAGCAUAAUCCAUAGAGAGAUUGAGUACCAUUCUUUCGUCCCAUAGCAGCAUUUCCUUCGACGCUUGAUACAGUAAAGAGAAGUAAUCAUUAUUCUCACUUAUAACAAGAAUUUAAUAUUUUCCAUAAACAGUACAGUAUUUGGAGCUUGUUUAUGGUUUUUGAUUUCUUAAAUCAACUACCAUUCCAAGGGGAUUAUUCAUUAGUUUUACAAUAUGUUCUAGUUAGACUCUUGUUUUAGAUGAAAAUACUCGUAAAGAAGGUGUUCAGGAAAUAAUACAGUAUAAGUAUGUUAUAUUUUAGGCUGUAUAAGUGAUGAUAAUUCACAUGGAUAUCUAACCUUGCAGCAAGAUUUUUUUUUAUUUAUUUUAUCUUACAGUAAGAUUUUUUUCACUUUGAAUGUUAAAUAUAUUUUACUGAAUGUCUGACCUUAAUUACUGAAUCCUAUACAAAAUGUUGUAUGUAAAAAUUAAUUAUCUGUAGAUUUAAAAUAUAUAAUACAUUUUCUGUUUGAAAUGCAAAUGAUAUUGUUUCUUUUAUGUUCAUAUAAUUGCUUGAGCAGUUAUUAUGGAAGAUACAUGCAACACGUCAUCUUUAGAGAAAAAACUGUUUUAUUCUUGUCAGUUAAUGUUUUGUGUAUUUAUUUUAAUAAUAGGAAUACUGUAGUUUAAAAACAACAUAUUCUAGUUGUUGUUUGAUGUUGUACCUUUAUGUAUUUUGGUCUCACUGAACACUUUCGUUGAAAUGCGUGACUGCAUACUGGUGACUUAUUUUGAACACCUGUGGAAAGUUGCUGCUGCCUGCCAGCUCAUGCACCACAAGCUGCUUCGUAAAGUAAGACUCUCGGAAAUUGUUCAGCUUGUUCAAAUAUUUUAUAAACAUCUAUAUUAAUUAGGGCAGUCAAAAAGUUGAAUUCUAAUUCGGCAUUGAUUUGUAAGGAAAUAAUUUCCUUUGGUAUAAUACAGUGUUAUCAUAUUUUGGAAAGGAGAGUUUUGGAACUUCAAUCAUCAUUUGCUCCUAAAUUUUAAUUUGCCUACAGGUUAGGAAAUGAAAGUAAAAUAUUGAAAUAUCUA
Molecule: messenger RNA, 2838 nt
Organism: Procambarus clarkii (red swamp crayfish)
Lineage: Eukaryota; Metazoa; Arthropoda; Malacostraca; Decapoda; Cambaridae
Product: phosphatidylserine lipase ABHD16A
Biological process (GO): phosphatidylserine catabolic process; monoacylglycerol catabolic process
Cellular component (GO): endomembrane system
Molecular function (GO): glycerophospholipase activity; monoacylglycerol lipase activity
Source: RefSeq, a predicted model, not a curated record